AUGAAAGUACUUAUCUUCUUCUUAUUUAUUUUUUAUUCGUUUGCACUUGAUUACUAUAAAGUACUUGGAGUACCUCGUAAUGCCAAUGAAAAAGAAAUUAAGAAGGCAUACAGAGCAUUAUCAUUAAAGUAUCAUCCAGAUAAACCUACUGGUGAUAAAGUCAAAUUUGAAGAGAUCAAUAAAGCUUAUGAAGUUCUUUCUGAUAAAAGACAAAGAGAAAUAUAUGACCAUGGAGGAGAAGAGGCAUUAAAGAAUAAUGGAGGAGGUCCUCACAUGAAUGCACAAGACAUUUUUGAUAAUUUCUUUAGAAAUAAUGGGAAUGAAGGAGGAUUUAGUUUCGAGAAUGGAGGAUUUCAUUUCAAUUUUGGAGGUCAACAACAACCCCAACGACCUAAGAAAACACCAGACAUUCAUAUAGUGAAAGAAAUUACUCUAGAACAAGUUUAUUCUGGAGGAGAUGUAUUUGUGGAGUUUAAAAGAGAAAAAUUGUGCAAUCAUUGUCAUGGAAUUGGAGCAGAAAAUAGUCAUGACGCAGAAAAUUGCCCUGUUUGUGGUGGAACUGGGGUAAAAAUUGAAAGUAUGGGAAUGAUGAGACAAAAAACACAAUGUCCUAAAUGUCAUGGAACAGGUAAAAUUAUUAAAAACAAGUGUCAUGAAUGUCACGGUAAAGGUACUGUUACUAAAUCUAUGAAAGUUCCUGUUCAUGUUAAUCGAAGUGUUAGAGAUGGUGACACUACUAUUAUUCCAGAAUUUGCUAAUGAUGGUUAUAAACUAAAACCAGGGGAUGUUAUUGUAAAAUUUGUGACAAAGCAACACCCAGUAUUUACUAGAAAAGGAAGUGAUUUAUAUGCUAGUGUAACUGUUUCCCUACUAGAAUCAUUGACUGGAUUCCAACGAUCUAUUAAACACUUAGAUGGAAAUACUAUUACUGUUGCUCAACAAAAAAUUACACCACAUGGAACUGUGAUUACUUUCGAAAAUAUGGGUCUUCCUUUAACAGCACAUUCUAAUAGAUAUGGCAAUCUUUAUGUUACCGUUAAUGUAAUGUAUCCAAAUUCAUUAUCUCAAAACCAAAUCACUGAAUUAAAGAAAAUUUUGAAUUAA
Messenger RNA from Entamoeba dispar SAW760, 1104 nucleotides. RefSeq names its product chaperone protein DNAJ, putative. Gene Ontology annotation, biological process: response to heat; protein refolding. The transcript has a single exon. The record is from RefSeq and is a predicted model, not a curated record. Gene Ontology annotation, cellular component: cytoplasm. Bases 1 to 1104 code for a protein of 367 amino acids. Lineage: Eukaryota; Evosea; Mastigamoebida; Endamoebidae. Gene Ontology annotation, molecular function: electron transfer activity; Hsp70 protein binding; heme binding.